Messenger RNA from Eurytemora carolleeae, 1739 nucleotides. RefSeq names its product zinc finger protein 184. Gene Ontology annotation, cellular component: nucleus. Gene Ontology annotation, biological process: regulation of transcription by RNA polymerase II. The record is from RefSeq and is a predicted model, not a curated record. The transcript has 14 exons. Gene Ontology annotation, molecular function: RNA polymerase II cis-regulatory region sequence-specific DNA binding; protein binding; DNA-binding transcription activator activity, RNA polymerase II-specific. NCBI's taxonomy places the organism in Eukaryota, Metazoa, Arthropoda, Copepoda, Calanoida, Temoridae. Bases 7 to 1608 code for a protein of 533 amino acids.
UUUCAGAUGGAAGUAUUAAGUAGAGAAUGGAGUUUAAUCAAUGAGCUAUCUCAGGUUGGGUUUCAUGAUGUUUCCAUAAGUGGAUCUGAUGGCCUUUUUGCUUCUCAUGGACACAGGCUUGUAGUUGCAGCCUGCUGUCCUUUACUUCGAGAUAUUUUUCUACAAAUUGAAGACGACAUUCAUGUUAUUCUUCCAGAUUAUUCACCAACUCAAGUUCGACUUCUUGUUGAGUACCUGUAUACUGGAAGUAUAGGAACUGCUACAGAAGAUGAGCAGAAUUCUGUAGUUGAACUAAUCAAUAUACUCUCAACAGUUACUGGCCAGCAUCUUCUAAAACCGCCAGUGUCUUCUGCAUCUUCUCCAGUUCUGCAAACCCAAGCUUCAAUUCUUGCCGUUCCACCAGAUCAUGCUCAGCUGCCUGUUCCUGCCCGUGAGUCUGUUCCAGCUGAUCUACUUGUUCCAGCUGAUAAUCUUGCUCCUUCUGAUCCUCCUGACCCUCGUCAAAGUCAACUUCUUGAAGAUAAUAUUCUUGAAACCAACCUGUUCGAUUCUCCAUCUUUACCAGAGUUUACUGAACUUCAGCUGAUGGAUACUCUUCCUUCAAUAUCUAGGAGACGGAGAGGAUUAUUUAAUAAACCAGGAUCUCUUUCUCUUCUUAUCAAGCAAGAUCCUUAUCAACUGCAUUGUGAUAUCUGCAACAUUGUGUUCGACUGUAGAGCAACAUUUAAAGACCACGUCAACAAUCACGAGAAAGAAAGUCGAGAAUGUGAUAUUUGUAACAAAGUGUUUAAAAAAGUGAGUAGUUUAAAACUACACAGACUAACACAUGUCCGCCCGUUUAAAUGUGAUCAGUGUGAUUCAGCCUUUGGGAGAAAAUCAAACCUCAUAGCUCAUGAAAGAAUGCAUAAAGGAGAGAGACCCUUUGUUUGUGAUCUAUGCGGAAAGGAUUUCCCAAUACAUUCCAGUCUUUUAACUCAUCAUAAACAGUCACAUUCUGUUAAACAAUGGCCCUGUGAUCUCUGCAAAAGUGUAUUAGUGUCUAAAUCUCAGCUGGCAAUUCACAGAAGAAGUCAUACCAAAGAGAAACCUUGGAUCUGCGAUACCUGCGGUAAAGGAUUCUCUACAAAGCAGAAUAUGAUGGAUCAUACCAGACUUCACAAUGAUGUCAUGGGUUUCCAGUGUGUUAAGUGUGGGCUGCAGUUUAAGUGGAAGGCGUCGUUAGUGCGCCAUUUGAUGGAUCAUACAGGAGAGCGUCCUUACCCUUGCUCACAGUGCAAUAUGGGGUUUAAGACAGCUAACAGCUUGAAGAAACACGGUCUGUCUGUACACAGCGAGAUUAAACAGUACAGCUGUCAACACUGUCUGGCAAGGUUUAGUACUAGCUCCGGGGUUUACAGACACCAGAAGAAAAAUAGAUGUUCAGCUCUUGCGGUAAGCGAGGAGGUAUCUAGAUCCGAAACAAGGCUUGAGAAUAAAUCUCAAGGACUAGAAAAAUCUGGGAAAGAAUUCAUCUCGCUCUUGAUACACAAUCAUUCAACAGAUGAUAUUGAUAGUGCCAAGGUGAGUGUCUCUAUUCCACUAUCUCAAACUCAGGUGACAUGGAUCUGACCUUGGAAGACAAAAAAUUAGAAAAUAAAUUGGAAUCAUUAGUCAACAGUGGAAACCAUCAAUGGAGAGCUUUUCAGAGUAAACCUGAAGAACACUGAGGGCAUAUGUAUUUAUAUAUAGUUAUAUAUAUC